Nematostella vectensis (starlet sea anemone) is the source of this 8108-nucleotide messenger RNA. Its product is annotated as golgin subfamily A member 4. Gene Ontology annotation, cellular component: Golgi apparatus. The coding region runs from base 245 to 7342 and encodes 2365 amino acids. The record is from RefSeq and is a predicted model, not a curated record. Gene Ontology annotation, biological process: Golgi vesicle transport. The transcript is spliced from 19 exons. Gene Ontology annotation, molecular function: small GTPase binding. NCBI's taxonomy places the organism in Eukaryota, Metazoa, Cnidaria, Anthozoa, Actiniaria, Edwardsiidae.
UAGUAUGAAAAGAAUAUAUUUUGUUGCGCUUAUGAUGAGUAACUGUUGUAUUCCUUAGAAACCUUUUUUUCUGUUUAUCUUGGAUAAAAACAAAUCCCUCUUCUGCGCUGACGUGUCAAGAACAUACUGCGCAUGCGCAGCCUGCCCCCACACUGAGACUGCGCAGUAGACACCAAGAGGGAAAUCCAAGAUGGCGGGGGUUUUAUUUUAGGGUCAGUUGUAGGAAGCGUUUCUCGCCGGAAAAAUGUUCAAGAAGCUAAAGCAAAAAAUUGUCGAAGAAUUAGAGGGUGAGCAGAGCCCCGAAGCAUCCCCGAACCUCCUCAAUGAAUCAUCGCAGUCGACUUCAGGUGCGAAAAGAAAUCCCCGCUCUUUGGAUGGAACUCCCCUUAAACGAGGAGCGUCUUCGGAUGGAAGCCACACGCCAUCAUCGUCUUCAGAAAUCAUUUCUCAAGGAAACGUGAAUUCCAAUGGUUCGACAUCGAAACCGAACAAAUCCACUCCUCAGCAAGUCCUGGCGAGAGUCACCCAAUUGCUAGAGACUGGGAGACCUCAAGACAACGGAGAACAAGGUAGGCCUGGAGAUGUAACACCUCCACAGAAUGCAAGCACACCGUUUAGGACACCCAGUAGGCAAGAGUCUACAGAGUUUGACACGCCGAGAGGAGGGGCAGGUAGCAAGCACGCCCAACCCUCAAGCCCUGGUUACUUGGAUAGAUCUGAUGCUGAAUCUGAGGGCGACCAUGGGAUGCCAGGGACGCCCCGCCUGGAAAUGGCGACAAAAGAAGAUCUCAUUAAUAUGUACAGAAAGCAGGACCGGGUACUUAUGCGGUACAAAACACGUUUUUCAGAGGUAGUAGAUGCUUACAAAAAUCUUCAGAAGGAAAAUGAGAAACUACAGACUAAUCUCACCCAAACUCAAGACAAAGCCUUGCGGAGAAUAUCAGAAAUGAAAGAGACAAUUGAGCUUGAAAAGCAAGCCAAAAUGCAUAUGGAGGAAACUCUUCGGCUUUCUCUAGAGGAGAAAGAAGAUAUCAUCAAAGCUUUGCAGACACAGAACUCUUUACUGAAGCAACAGAGUUUUCCAUCUACUGGAUCCAGUGAGCACCUGAGCCCUGACUCUGGACUGGGUUCCCAAAGUGAUGAAGAAAAAAUUGAGAGGCAAAGGCUGGUUGAUAUGAUUGAUGGCCUACAAAAAGAACUUGAUAGUGCCAAGGAGCAUUCUACUGCUUUAGAUUCAUCAACUGCACAGCAACUCAAAGAUGCAAAGAACCUUAUUCUUCGGCUUGAACAAGAGAAACAAACUGCUAUUCAGGACAUGAUGUCCAACAUGCAAGUGGCACUCCAGGAGAAAGACGAUACAGUCGCAGAGAACACUAAGUUGAAGCAAGCCCUCAAGAGCCGAGAUGUCACUAUAGAGGAGAUGAAAAAAGAGAAAGAUGAGUUUUUCCACAACAUGGAGAAAGCUCUUGAAGAGUCUGAAAAGAAGAGGGAGAUUGCUGAGUUGAAAAAAGAGCGGGAAAUAGAGGCAAUGAAGGCAGAGUUCGAUGCAGCGUCUAGUGCUGAGGAGAAGGACAGGCGGAUGCUUGUUGAUGAGAUGAGGAAAGACAAAGCUGAGGUUGUGGCCCUUAUGCAGAAAGAGAUAUCGGCAGCCAAGGACAGUGAACUAGAGAAGGCACUCGCUAAGAAGGAGAAGGAGAUGGAGGCUUUGUUGGCCAGUAAAGAGGAGCACAUGAAGGCUUUACUGGAUGAAAAGGUAAAGGAGAUCGAGAUUGCAGUCGACGAGAAAGAGCUGCAAAAGGAAGCCGCCCUGAAGGAGAAAGAGAAAGAGCUUCAGCAGCUAAAGAACCAAGUGGAGGAACUAAACAUGCAGCUGCAGUACCAGAAAUCUUUGAUGUGCAAGACAGAGGAGGAGAAGGAAGGCCUCGCAUCCAUGUUGCAGGGUGACUUACAGCGAAUUAUGGCAGAAAAACACGAUGCUGAGAGCCGCCUAACUGAAUUACAACACAAAAAUGAGCAGGAGCAGGAAAAAAUGAAGGAGCUUAUCCAACAGCACAAUAACAGACUAAAAGAGAAGCAAGAGGACCAUCAAAAGAACUUAGCAAAAUUGAAGAAAGCUCACCAAAAUAAAAUCACAGAACUUACGGAAGCUAUCAAGAAAGCUGAGCACAAGGCUGUUGAGUCAGAAAAACAGCGGAAACUCGAAAAUGAGAAGCAUAGUAUGGAACUUGAAGCUAGAGAGAAAGAUCUUCUUUCUGAUAAACAAUCGGAGCUCGCACGAGUUUCUAAGCGCAUGGAGAGUAAAACGAAUGAAAUGAAAAAGAUUGUUAAAGAGCUGCGGGCCAAGCUGUCAGAAAAAGAGACUCUGGCCAAUGAUCUUGAGCAAAAGCUCAAAGCUUUGGAAGAUAGAUCUAUAACUGAGAAAUCUGAAGCUGUGUUGCUGUUUGAAUCAAAACUGGCGACAUUAAAUAAGACAAUUGAAGAUCUGACACAAGAAGUCAGUCAAAAGGACAAGCAGCUCAAAGCCCUUGAGGAAAGCAAGGAAAGCGACAUCAGAACACUUAGUAGCGAUUACGAUAACCGUCUCAAAGAUAAGGAACGAGAGGUUGUGGAUUUUAAAGGGAAGUUUACUGAAAAAGAGUAUUACGCUAAAGAACUUGAGAAAAAACUCCUUGAACUACGAGAAGAAACAGAUAAAAAGCUCGAGGUAACAAAAAAAGAAGCGGAAAUUAAAGUCCAAUCUGUCGAAGAACAACUCAGCUCUCAAAAGGCAGAGGAACUUCUUGUCAUGCAAUCAGAGCGGGAACUAGGGGAAAAGGCUGCAAUGGCACAAUGUGAGGAAUAUAAGAAAAAGAACAAUGAGCUGAAUGAAGCACUUCAGGCAGCCGAAACUAAGAAUAAAGCUAUGGAGAAAGAAAUUGAUGCAUUGAAACAAAAUAAAGACAAAGAUGUGACUGCCUUGAAGGAAGAACUCACCUCUGAGGUUCAAAAGUACAAGGAAGAGAAACUAAUGGCUGAGGAAAAACACUUAGCUGAAGCUCAGAGCAUUAAGGUGGAGUACGAGAAAAAAGUGGAAGAACACAUCAAAGAGAAGAACGAAGCUAUCAGUCAACUGCAGAGCGAAAUCACCAAAGUAGAGAAAGAACGAAAUCAGGUCAGCGAGCAGUUGAAAUCUGCUCUGGAGGAGACGGGGAAGGCAUCCAGAGAAGAAAAGUUGUUACUUGAGGACAGAAUGAGUCAGCAUGAGUCUUAUUAUAAGAAACAACUGGACGAUGCCGCUAACGUACACGAGGAAAAGCUGCUGCGUCUUCAGGAGAGAAGUAAAUCUGAACUUGAAAAACUUCGUGCACAUCUUGAAAGUGAUAUUAACGAAAAAGAGAAAGAGAUUGAAAGAAAAGAUAACGCACUAAAGGAAUUCCAGGAGAAAAAUAAAGAACUUGAAUGUCAGCUUGCUGCUACUGGCGAGUUGAAGAAAACCGUCGACGAGUUAAGUAAUAGUAUUACGCUAAGGGAUGAAAAGAUCACUAAAAUUAAGGAACAACUUAAACAAACACUAGAGAAGUUCAAAGAGAAAGAGAAGGCACUUAAAGAGGAGAUAGCGGAGAAGGAAAAGGUAGGGAAAGAACUGGUGGCUGAGACCGAACGCACUUUCCAACUAAAGCUACUUGAAAAAGAUCAAAGCGUGAAAGACAAAAUGGACGAGCUUAUGCAGCAAAAAGAACUGGGUGUCCAAGAUGUUACCGAGAAUCUUGAGCGAAUGCAUCAAGAGCAAAUUUCCAACCUUGAGGAGCGACAUCGAGCUGAGAUAGCCGAACAAAACCUUGAAUGGGAGAAAAAAAUCGCUAGUAUACGAAAGGAAAGUGAGGAAAUGAUGGAGAAAAUAAUCAUUGAGUCUAGGGAAAAAGAAGAAGCCUUGGUUCAGGACCUUGAUAAUUUGAGAAACGAAAUUAAACAGAAAGAAAAGCAAUCAAAAGAGAAAGAAGAGGACCUACAUAACAACCUCCGGGAUCUAUCAGAUGAGAGACAGACGUUGGAACUCAAGGUAAGAGACAUUCUCAAUGAAAAUAAUCAGCUAAAAAAGGAAUUAACGAGCGUUAAGAAAGAGCUGGACUGUAGAAUAAUGGAAAUGGUAGAAAAUCAUAGACACGAGCUGGACGACUUAAGAACUCAGGCCGAGAAGCGCCUUGAGGAGCUGAUUCAACAGCACGAAAGCGAGAUGGAGGGAGUGGACAGUCGCAUUCAGCAGGCACGACUUGAGUCCGAGAACAAUUUCAAGGAGAUUCUAGAGACCCAUCAACGUGAAAUGGAAGAGAUUCGCAACAGCCACGAGAAUAAGAUGCAAGAAAUGGCAGAAAACCACGCCAGCGAACUUGCCCAGAUGAAGGAUAUUUAUGAGAAGCAGAAUAGAGAGAGCGAAAAGUUGCGAAGUCACCAUCAGCUUGAGCUGGAUGCGCUGGUGAGAGAUCACGACAAACAGCUGGAGGACCUCAGAGGUUCACUGGGGAGCACCGAGAAUGAGCGUAAACAGCACCUCAAGGAGCUGAACGAAGCGCAGCAAAAGCACAGCGACGAACUAGAACAACAGCGAAUAAGCCUUCAGAAUGAGUUCACAAAGCGGGAAGAGGAUUUGAAAACACAUCUAGAGGAACUUGAAAAGUCACACAGGGAUACUAUCGAAGAAAUAAAGACCCAAGCAGAAAAGGAGGCAGCAUCACUUAAGCAGACUAUGAAAGAUUUAACCUCUAAGCACGCUUUGGAAAUAGAAGAGAAAAUGCGUACGUUUGCUGAAGAAAAAAAUUCAUUGUCGAGUCAAGUUAAUAGCCUUGAACAGGAAUUGGCGAAUCUGAAAGAUAAGCAUAGCAAGGAAAUCGAGAAAUUUGCAAAAGGGGCAGGGGAAAAUAAAUCCUUGCUCGACCAAAAAGUUUCGCAGAUGAAAGAAAAGGUAAGAGGCAUAAAGAAAGAGUUCGAGGAGAAACUUGCUGAGAAAAGUAAACUGGAAGAGCAAUUGAAGCAACGUUUGCUAGAUAUGGAGAAGGAAUCACAAAACCGCCAGCUUGAGAAAAGGGAAGUGCAGGCGAAGCAAACGUCAGAAACUAUGACAGCAAAUAUCAGUCAAUUAAAUGAACGUGAAAAGAAACAUAAGCAGGAAAUGCUAGUACUUGAAAACAAUUGGAAAGAAAAAUACUCAGAAAUCGAGGAGAGGUACUCAUCACAGAUAUCGAAUAUUAUAGAGCAGCACCAGAGAGAGAUUUCCCAGUUAAAGAGCGAUCACCACUCGGAACUUGCGGAGUUGAAGGCUCACAACCAGCAGAAGAUAACCGACAUCGAGGAAGCCGUGAACGCACGCGUUAAUGAGGCAGAGGCAACCACCUCGGAUUUGCAAACAAAACUUCGAAAAGCUAAAGAGAAAAUUAAACAAGGCAGUGCACGUCAAGAAGAGCAAACAAAGAAAUAUAAGGCCUAUCAAGAAAAGCGAGAAAAAGAUGUUGCUGAAUUACGCGAGAAAGUGCAGUCUCUUGAAAAGGAACUCAUGGAAACUUCCGAGAAAUUAAGGGAAGACUUGCGAGGUUCUGAGAAACGAGAAGAAGAACUUAAACUUAAACUUGAAGCUGGUGAAAGUAAUAAUCAAGCUAUCGACAAAAAGAUUGCUGAACUUUCUGCAGAAAAGCAGGAAAUUAUACAAACUUCUGCCAAAGCAGAAGAAGCAUUCAAGAUACAAAUUCAUGAAUUAAAGUCACAAUUCGAAACAACUAAUCAAACUUAUGAAAAUGAGUUAAGCGCUGCGAAGCAGGAACUCGAUAACAAAAUUAAAGAGUUGGAAAGUGAAAAAGAGACUGCGCUGGAGAAAAUGUCCGAGGAUAUGCAGAAGCAGUCAAGGUCUCGAGUUGCGGAGAUGAAAAAGAAGGCGGAGGCUAAAAUUUCAUCGGUUAAGAAUCAACUAACGACUCAACUAGAAAGUAAAGUAAAUGAGAUAACUCGUUUGAAGGCGAACUUGGGUGAGGUAGAAAAGAACAUGGAAGAACUCAAGUCUGAACACUCAAAGGAGCUUGCACGGGCUGCUGCAGAGUUUAAUGAAAAGUUAAAAGAUCAGAAAGAGUCACACGAGAAAGGGGCAGGGGAGAGGGAAAAGGAGCUGCUACAACAGGUUGAAGAACUUAGCACUCAAGUGAAGACUCUGGAGCAGAGAAUUGAGCAGCUGGUGAUUGUGAAGAUGGACGCUCUGCACGAUCAAAAAGCGACGUUAAUAGAAGAACAUAAUACUGCGAUAGAAAAGCUAAACAAGGAACACGAAGCGAAGUUAGAAAGCGUAGAGCGAUUAUAUAAGGCGAAGCUUGACGAGAAGGACUUCGAUCACAGCUCACAAGUGAAACAGCUCUUGAAGGAAUUCCACAUCAAGUACGGAGAAAAGGAACGAGAGCUCCAGGAUACCGUCAGUAACGCAAUAGAGGCAAGUCAGAGAGAAGAGAACAAGCUUGUGGACAAAUACGAGGAGGAGAUACGCGAGUACCGGAAAGAGCUGAAGAUGAGGGAAGACGAGAUGCUUGAUUACAAGAGGAUUACAGACCAGAAGGUGCAAGAGAGCGAGCAAAUGGUCGAGGAGCUCAAGAAACAGCACGAGGACGCGUUACUCGCAGCCGAGGCCGACUACCACAGUAAGAUGGAAGAGAUGCUGAAAAAGAACGAGGAGGACAUGGAGAAUUUAAACAAGGAGCACAAACUCAAACUCGAUGAGCUCCAGGAGGCCCAUCGGCUCGACCAGAAAUCUGAGGUCGCUGCAAUCGAAAAAAAGUUGAAGACGCAGAUGAAGAAAAAUCAGAACGAAAUGAAGAAACUUCUGAAUCACAAGGAGGCUCUUCUACAGGCCCAGAGCGCUGUUAUGGUAGAGUCUGAUCCAGGCCAGCUCAACCGUGCUAGCUCUUCUUCGUCUCUUAAUGAAGCGGAUAACGAUGCCGGACAAUCUGUUCUACGAGAUCAAAUUACGCGGUUACAUGCUGAGGUGAGCAUGUUAAAGGAAAGAGAAUCUUCCCUCAAAAAACAGAUAGAGCAGCUUGGCGGUUCUCCUGUGAAAGGCAUACACGAUCGACCAGCCCAGCUGAAUUUGCAAACCAACCCUUUGUCUCCAUUCCACGAUCCUCCCAAGUCCCCAGUUGAGGAGCCUAUGCAGUUCGAGUACUUGAGGAAUAUACUGUUCGAGUACAUGAUGGGACGGCAACGUAAGCAACUAGCCAAAGUAUUGUCCGCUGUUGUCAAGUUUACUCCAAAACAAGUAAAACAGAUCAUGCAAAAGGAGGACGAAUAUGCCGCAAGCCAGGUCGGGGGAGUGUUUUCGCCGUAUAAGAAAUAGCCCAGUUCAAGGUCCUGUUUGCACGCAGGUCAAGUGACCACGUGUGUACACAGGUCCAUCUCCAUAUCCAGGCAACGAGUCCAACGCUGCGUUCGUUUUUUUAAAGAUCGGUGCAAUACAUAGCAAGCGACAUUAGACCAGGGGUUACCGUCGCUCUCCAAAGAUCCCGGCCUACAGGAGCUUCUUAAAGGUGUGAUUUUGGCGGCCAAAGAGGAAGCACUGGACUGCCAAGCAUAUAUAACAACACAAACACACGGGAAGAAUGAUAUGAAGUAGCGCAUGGCAUCUAGGAUGUUUGCUUCUACCGUUCGGUUGCGUUUACGUCGCAUUUUUACCACCGUUUGUGUACAUUACUAUACGUGGCUUUUCCAGAAAGUCUCAAACUACAAACACUAUUCCGUGAAUCAUACAUUGACACCAUACAAACGUGCGCGAUAAAAAUGCGCCAAAACUUUGCGAUUGUUUACUAUAGCAUUUUUCAUUCUUUUACUCAAAAUAGAAUUUGUUAUUCUCAAGACAGCUUAGUUAUUAGGGAAAUAGCGUAUGGUCUUCUUGUUAGCAAUCCUUUCGUCCGGCUGAUCCAUAUCCGUUUGCCGAGUUUGAAAAUUACACUGUCGCGUGUCAACACAUUUGACUCGACGGAAGAGUAUUCGCAGCUUGAGCGUCGAUGCUUUAUCUUGGGUGCCAGAUGCAAACGGCGGUAUAGCCGCAUUGUCACCAGUUUACUUCGGGUCGAUUACCUAACAAUAUCCGAUGAUUUUUAACG